This is a messenger RNA of Neurospora crassa OR74A, 1084 nucleotides long. Its product is annotated as 3-oxoacyl-(acyl-carrier-protein) reductase. Gene Ontology annotation, molecular function: oxidoreductase activity. The record is from RefSeq and is a predicted model, not a curated record. The coding region runs from base 121 to 990 and encodes 289 amino acids. The transcript is spliced from 2 exons. NCBI's taxonomy places the organism in Eukaryota, Fungi, Ascomycota, Sordariomycetes, Sordariales, Sordariaceae.
GAAGGAGUAUACAUAUUGACGGUGAUCCUGUGGUCUCUUACCAGAGCUUCAGUUUCACGCGUUUCUGUGACUAGCACAACCCCUCCAAUCAAGUAUAGGAUACCCGACCAUCACUCCACCAUGGCGGACAGGAUAAAGCAAAUCGCCAGCCACCUCAACUACCCCCAAGGCCUUCUCGCCGGCCAAGUAGUCAUCAUCACCGGUGCCGCCCAGGGCAUCGGCGCCGAAUGUGCUAGACUCUUCGCUAAUGAAGGAGCCAAGGUUGUUGUUUCUGACAUCGACGCCGCCAAAGCCCAAGCUACUGUGAAUAGGAUCGAUGCCAGCGGAGGCAAGGCCAUCUCUGUUCCCGGUGACCUUCUCAAGGACGACUACAUCGAAAAGCUGGUGAAGAAGGCUGCGGAGUUUGGCAAUGGCAAGAUUCACAUAAUCGUGAACAAUGCUGGUUUCACAUGGGAUGCCGUCGUUCACAAGAUGACCGAUAAGCAGUGGGAGACCAUCAUCGCCCUCCACGGUACUGCCGCCUUCAAGCUCAUCCGUGAAGCAGCUCCCUUCUUCCGCGUCAAGGACGGCGAGCCACGCAACAUCAUCAACAUCUCUUCCACCUCCGGUCUGCACGGCAACGCUGGCCAGCUCAACUACGCCAUGGCCAAGGCCGGUGUGGUUGGCCUUAGCAAGACGAUAGCCAAGGAGUGGGGUCCGGCUUUUGGUGUCAGAGCGAACACCAUUGCCUUUGGACAUAUCGAGACUCGGUUGACGGCCAACAAGGAGGCUGGUGCGUUUGUGGAGGUUGAUGGUCAAAAGGUUGCUUUGGGUAUUCCACAGAAGCAGAAUGCCCAAAAGGCUGGAGGGCCGGUUCCCUUUGCAGAUAUCCCCCUCAGGAGACCCGGUUCAGCAACUGAGGCUGCCAGUGCUGUCUUGGCCAUUGCCUCUCCCCUGAGCUCGUACAUCUCUGGGCAGACUAUCAGUGUGACGGGCGGCAGGAAUUGCUAAGCGGGUUGAGGCUGUGUGUUGUUGUAGCGUAGAGCGCAAGAUAUCCAGAAUGAUUCAUGACCAAAACCUCAAUAUAAUCAUCAGUCAAUUAGCG